AGAAGUGCAUUGCUGGGAUCUUGGGACUCACCUGCCUUGUCUUGAUAUGCAUUAUUGUGCCCAUGUGGGUUGACACCCGUAGAUCUACUGAAGAACAAGAGAAGAAUGAUUCCUCCGCAGUAACAAACAUCUGGAAAGCAUGUCAUUGUGGCCCUUGUCCAAAGGGGUGGUUUAAGUACUCCAACAACUGCUAUUACUUUAGUGCUGAACAAAAAACCUGGAAGGAGAGCGUGAUGGCCUGUCAGAGUAACAACUCUCAGCUGCUCUACAUAGACACUGAGGAAGAAAUGAAAUUGAUGAACUCCAUAUCAGUGUUUUCAUGGAUUGGAGUCUACCGUAACAGCAGCAAUGAGCCAUGGAUAUUAGUAAAUGGGUCAACUUCCCAUUUAGAGAUAAGAAAACCAGCAUCUUCUAACUACCACUGUGUUAUGCUACAAUCUAAAUAUUAUGCAGAUAAUUGUGAAGUUCUAAAGACGUAUUAUUUGUUCAACCUUCAAAAAGAUCAUUUGUGGGCCUCCCUGCAUAUCAUUGCGGCCCUUGUCCAAAGGGGUGGUUUUCGUACUCCAACAACUGCUAUUACUCUAGUGCUGAACAAAAAACCUGGAAGGAAAGCGUGA
Messenger RNA from Talpa occidentalis (Iberian mole), 617 nucleotides. Its product is annotated as NKG2-A/NKG2-B type II integral membrane protein-like. The record is from RefSeq and is a predicted model, not a curated record. Gene Ontology annotation, biological process: positive regulation of natural killer cell mediated cytotoxicity; stimulatory C-type lectin receptor signaling pathway. The transcript is spliced from 7 exons. Lineage: Eukaryota; Metazoa; Chordata; Mammalia; Eulipotyphla; Talpidae. Bases 63 to 617 code for a protein of 184 amino acids.